ACCUGCAAGGCUACAAUGGUGCCCAAGAAAGGGAGGGGAGAUUAGCCAUUCGUUCCGGUCAGUAAAGACAAGCAGAAGGAGGCGGAGCUGAAGUUUUGCGGCUUUAAGUGGGUUACGAAGGGGCAGACGAUGCCGAAUUCGAAUGGCAAUUUCCUCAUGGAGUGCAAGCUGUGUGGUCAGGGUUUUCAGGGGAGCCAGACGAAAGCCGCACAGCACUUCACGAUCAAGAACAAUUGCGUCAAAAUCUCCAUGGAGCAGAUGGCGGAGAUAUGGAACAAGACAAAGUACGGGUUCAAUCCAAGCCAUGCACGGAAGAUCGUGGAGUUUCUGAAGUCUCGUGGGUUGCGAGACAACAGAUGUGGAUCGGGGAGGGAGCCAGCGGGGAAUGAGGAGUUUGAGGACAGCGAGGAGGAGAGGAGGGCGGUCGAGGGUGGAGAUGAUGAUGGUGAGAGUGAUGCAGAGGACAUGGAGGUGCGGCGAGAGGUGGAGCGUGCCAGGGGAAAGCUGAGGAAGGAGAAGGCCGUUGACGAGGACAACACCCCUGACGAGGACGCCGACGCCGACGAUGACGAUGAGGGAGGGGCAGCUAGGGCGAUGAAGGAGGCUGCGGGAUCGAAGAAGAGAAAGAGGAAGGCGAAGAUGACUACCACUGAGGCGAGAUCAACACCUUCUCAGCCCAAAAAGAGCAGAGUUCUUCGACAGAAGUCCAUGCUCGAGACCUUCGAUCCAGUGUGGCAACGAGAAUUCUCGGACUCCGUCCUACAGUGGUGGUACGUAAGCAGCAUCCCAUUCGAGGCGGCGAGGAGGCUUAAGUAUCAUAGGAUGAGGAAGAAGUUGCUCGAGUGUCCGCCGUAUGCACAUCCGGCAUUACCCACGCACCGUGUCAUUUCGUGCGAAGGCAUCCCUCAGCAGCAGCGAGUUGUGGCAGACAUGGUGGCCGCCAUACGCAGGGACAUUGAGGCGACGGGAGCGACCAUCCUCACGGAUCGUCGCAAGUCCAUCACGAGCGACCAGAUAGUCAACUUCCUUGCUGCUGGUCCCACGGGCACGUACCUUUUUAGGACUGUGCAACGGGAUGGUGCUGUUCAGAAGACAACAGAGGCCGUAGUGGAGCGAUGGAAGGACGUGUUCGACAAGUUUGGUGUCGACAAGGAUGGGCGCGACGGGAGCCUCAGGAAGAGGAAGGACACCAUCAUCAAGGCUCGAGCUGUCGUGCGUUUCAUCAGAGAGCACGGGGCGGCUCUAAGCCUUUAUCGACGGUUCUCUGCCGCCUACCCCUCUUCCGCCUCCGCGGCGGCUGGUGAUUCGAGCUCUGCGCCACCCUCGUCUCAGCGGCGAGGCAGGGAGCUUGUGUACCCUAUGCAGACGAGGUUUGCCACCCACUACUUGAUGCUGGAGAUGCUGCUGGAGAUGCUGCUGGAUCGUCGCAGAGCGUUGGAGUUGUUGAUGCUGAGCGACGAUUGGCUGCGGACUGCAUGGAGGAGGUCCAUUUUUCUGCAGGCCAGAUGGGUGCGUCAUCAGGUGCGGUACGCGCCAUUCUGGGAGCACGUGGAGGACAUCGUGGCGCUCAUGACGCCUGUGAUGCAGUUGCUACGACGUUUGGACAGGGGGGGUCGCGUGAUGACUCGCAUGUGGUCGUGGGGUUUUGUCAUGAUCGACAGGGUGGCGAGAGCAAGCCUCAACAGGACGUCAAAGGACGAGCUCCACAUCGUUGUUCAGGCUUGUCAGGCGCGGCUGGCGGAGUUUCAUUCUCGGGAGGGCGAUUGGACGUAUGGAGGGGCCGAGGGAGACAGGGAUGGGGCCGCCUGCAAAGGGGAGAAGGAGACGUCACAGGUGAAGAGGCGUAAUCAGCUUGGUUUCAUCAAGCUGACUCGUUUGGUGGAGAUAUCCACCAACUUGAGAUUGAGUCGUUGUCAGAGGAGGGGUUCUGGGUAUGUUCUUCCAUGGGAGGACGCUGAGGAGGAGACAGAGGAUGCUAUUCCUCCGCCUCCUGAUGAGGGUGUUCAGCCGGCUGACCGAGUCACCGAGGCACAGCGCGACCGGCAGGUCCAGCGCGGGCGGAAGGAUCGCCUCUCAAAGGCACCUCCCAGCGUCACGACGUAUUUCGCUCGUCGCGCCAUGGUGCUCAUGGCGCAUGAGUUGGAGUUGGUGUACGAUCCCGAGCUUGAUCCCAUGGCUCAGGACGCGAUGGAGGCCGAGCCGUGGUCCGAUCCGGACGACCUGGCCGUGGAGUCAGAGCCAGAAGGUUCUCAUGACGAUGACGACGACACUCCUCUCAACCAGAUUCCGCGUCCUCGCACACGUGCGUCCACGGCGGCCGCUGCGCCGUCUCCCGCAGCACGCCCUCCUUCGAGUGCUCCCGACAUCUCACAGCCAGGCCCGGCGGAACAGGGAGGGACUCACGAGUGUGUCGACGAGGGAGACAACGGCGAUGGCGAUGAUAGGGAGGGAUAUGAGGGCAGCAGUGAGGAUGAGGAUGAUCCCUGUUAUUCCCCGACACGCGGACAUGGUGAUGACGACGACGACGAGGGCGGCGACGGUGGACGGGCUGUGGGUGGUUUGCGGAAGUCCGAGAGACAGGGUGGCGACCGAUGCAGUGGUGCAGGCAGGGGAGGCAGCGGGCCGGGUGUCGAGGGUGCAGGGCGCACAGGUGGUGCAGGGCGUGCUGGCACAGGAAAAGUAAGGCGAGAGUCUGCAUCGUCCACUCGCACUGUGCAUUGGGUUGAUGAGGAGAGGCCCGCUGAGGCAGUUGUGGUUGCUCCCUCCCUUGCAGAGUUCGCUGCGGCGUCUCCAGAGGGCGCAACGGCGUCUGCGGAGGGUCCAAGCGGGUUUGCAGGUGGUAGUGGCGAUGCUGGAGAGGUUGGGAGGCCAUCUGCACAGGUGGGUGUCAGUUUCAGUGAUAGCAUUUUUUAUGUUUCGUUAGGGCAUCCUCCGACACCGGCAGGGGAGCGUGUCGGUGUCGGCGUGGACGCAGCAGCCACGCCCGUCAGUCAGAUACUUCGUGACAUACCUUCAUGCAGCACGGGCGACAUCAGUAGUAGCAUGUUGCAGGAGGCAGCAGAGGGGGCACCGGGUCGGUCGGGGCAGCACGAGCGUGCAGCUGGGGAUGAUGGGGAGUGUCGACCUAUGCAGGAGCGGGCGACAGAGUCAGAGCAGGACAGGAUCGACCUCGAGGAGAGGAGGAGGGCGCAGAGGUUGGCUAGCCGCUGCGAGAUGACGCAGAGUGUUGCAUUGAGGGGACGUGUAACGCGGAUGCUCGAGACGGGCGUUGAGGCAGGUGAUGAAGAGGGCGAGUGCGGCGCUGCGGGCAUAGGGGAUGCGGGCGAGAGACCUGCGUCGCCAGUUCAGGGUGUUUGCGUAUUGCCUCUCGGUGGGGCCAUGUCGGCGGGGGAGUUGGAGCGGCAGGCACGGGAGGACCCGAGGCACGCAACAGGAUGGCAGGAGAGGGUCUCCGACCGAGCGACGGAUCAGCCCAUGAGCGCACCUGCUGAGGUGACGUUGCCACAUACUGCAGGGCGUAUAGCGGGCACCGGCGACCACGCCGAGCACAGUACGCCCCUCGGGAGGAGCAUGGCUGCACGUAUAUUGCGGGAGGAUGUGAGGGCAGCGACAGCGCAGCAACCGUCACAGGCGCCAGUCGUUUGGGAGUCUGUCACAGACGAUUUGGAGAUGCAUUAUGGCCAGCGAAGGAGGGUUUCCGUGUACGAUCAUCUUCGACCACAGGGAGGGGUUGAGGCGGCGCCACAGGGGGAGAUUCAUGCUCCGGAUACUACGCACGCGCCGGCAGGCGGCACGGGUCGUGGGGAUGGUGUGACAGGUGUGGUGCCGCAGAGGAGGAGGAAGGACAUUGUGGACGACGAUGAUGCAUAGUUCCACCGUUAGUCUUCUUUCAUCCUCUGAUUCGUAGUAGUGUACAGUAUAUUUAGGGCUUGA
Messenger RNA from Chara braunii, 3933 nucleotides. The record is from the annotation of a GenBank genome assembly. Lineage: Eukaryota; Viridiplantae; Streptophyta; Charophyceae; Charales; Characeae.